Messenger RNA from Tuber melanosporum (Perigord truffle), 1044 nucleotides. RefSeq lists its product as uncharacterized. Gene Ontology annotation, molecular function: hydrolase activity. The transcript is spliced from 3 exons. The record is from RefSeq and is a predicted model, not a curated record. NCBI's taxonomy places the organism in Eukaryota, Fungi, Ascomycota, Pezizomycetes, Pezizales, Tuberaceae. The coding region runs from base 1 to 1044 and encodes 347 amino acids.
AUGAGGUUCACCAUCUUGUCCGUUCUCGCAUUCUCGCUCCCUCUAGUCCUAGCGGAAACCCCCGCUCCCUCCUGUCCAGUGACAAAUGUGACCACUCCCCAGCUGGAUCCCAUCACCCAAGCCUACGCCGACGCAAUCAGUAGCAGACCAUCACUCUUCGCAUUUCCACUUCCCGAGAUACGUGAUGGGUACCAGAGCAACGUAUCAGACCCUUCAACUGAGUUCACUACCAAAAUCCUCUCCCUCCCCGUUGGCCCGACUGGUAAUGUCACUGCUUACCUCUACAAACCGGUAUCCGGCGAGAGGGAGAAGGGGAAGGACUUGUUGCCCGUUAUCGCUUACUUUCAUGGCGGCGGUUGGGUCUUCGGAGGCCCGAAGAGUUACCGGGGGCUCAUCACUAACCUGAUUCGUGAGUCGGGUGCUGCUGUAUUCUUUGUUGAUUACACGCUCACUCCCAAGGUGGCGUAUCCGGUCCCGAAUGAGCAGUGUUAUGCCGCUGUGCAAUGGUUGCUGGAGCAUGGCGAAAAGCUCGGCGUUGACCCGACGAAUAUGGGCUUUGGUGGGGAUAGUGCUGGUGGGGAACUCUCAUCGUCCGUCAGCCUCCUCAGCAUUAAACGCAAAACCCCCCUUCCGAAAUUCCAAGUCCUCAUCUACCCAGCUACCGACCUCGCCUGCGAGAGCGCAACGUUCAAGGAGUUCCCCAAUGGCCCCGGCCUUACCACGGACGAGAUCCGCUUUGCAGCUUCCCUAUUCACGCCAGAUCCGAAGUCAAGGCUUGAGGACGUUGCCAGCCCAGGACGCGCGAGCGACGAAGAUCUCGCUAAGUUCCCGGAAACCCUCAUAGUCGUCGCAGAAGUGGAUCCGAUUAGACAGCAGGGCGAGGAUUUUGGAAGGAGGUUGCAGAAGUUGGGUGUUCGUGCUGCCAUCAUUAGAGUUCUCGGGACCAUUCACGGCUUUGCCAGCAUUGAUGUACUUUCCGAAGCUCCAGGUGCCAAGGCUACCAUUGAGCUUAUAGGGUACAAGUUCAAGAAAGCCUUGCACUAG